AUGUUAGGGAUGCAAGAAUACGAGGAAGAAGAUUUCUUGUGCCUUAGGCUCUCCAUUUCUUCAGACUCUGAUUGUGAGAGAAAGAGAAAUGAAACCCCAACUCUCUCCGACUCAAUAAGCAGCGAUGGAAGCUUCGAAGAAGAAAGCAAAAUCCUCUCUCUCUUCCAAAUGAGGGAUCAAAUGCUUAAUCUCCACCGCAAGAGAGCAGGAGAAGAUCAUCCUGAAGAAUCCGACGUCGACGGCAACGGCCUGCGCCUCGUCCACCUCCUCCUCGUCGCCGCCACCUCCGUCGACGAGAACAACACCAGCGCGGCCCUCGAGAGCCUCCGCGGGAUCUACCGGAGCGCCUCCCUCUCGGGGGACUCCGUCCAGCGCGUCGCCGCCUACUUCGCCGACGGCCUCGUCGCGCGCCUCCUCCCGGAGACGCGCGACGCAGUCGCACGGGGGCCCGCGCGGGACGAGGCGUUUUUGUCGUAUGCAGAGCUAUAUAAGGUGUCUCCGCUCUACCAAUUGGCCCACUUCACGGCCAAUGAGGCGAUCCUCGAGGCGUUCGAGAAGCAGGACCGCGCUAACCCUAACCCUAACCCUAGGGUUCUCCACGUCAUCGACUUCGAGGUUUCUUAUGGCUUCCAGUGGCCCUCUCUUAUGCAGUCGCUGUCUGAGAGGGCCACUCCAGCCAGGCGUAUCCUGCUUAAAAUCACAGGAUACGGCAGCUGCCCAGAGCAGCUACAGGAAACACAGGCGAGGCUCACCAGCUUCGCCCAGUGCUUCCAAAACCUAGUCUUCGAGUUCACUGGGAUCGUACGAGGAUCGAAUCUCGCAAAACCAAAGAUCAAAAAGGGGGAAAUUGUUGUGGCAAAUUUAUCAUUCCAUUUAAGCACAUUGAAGAACUACUCCAAGGUCUCAGAAACUCUUAACUACCUCAAAUCGGUUCGCCCCGCCAUCGUCGUCCUCGUCGAGCAAGAAGGAAGCCGAAAAACCCACAACUUCCUCUCCAGAUUCACCGAAUCCCUCCACUACUUCGCGGCCAUUUUUGACUCGUUAGACGACUGUCUCCCUCUCGAGAGCGCAGAGCGCCUGCGGAUCGAGAAGAAUCAUCUCGGAACCGAGAUCAAGCACGUGAUGAACAACGACAGAGACGACGACAACAACAACAACGACAGCCUCAGGUUCCAGAGUUUGGAAACUUGGAAAAAGAGAAUGGAAACCAACGGAUUUCGUGGGGUCAGACACAGUACAAGUGCCGUGAUGCAGGCAAAGCUGCUGCUGAAGAUGACGAGCCACUGCUCCGGCACGCAUCUCGAGGGCGAAAACGGAGGCUUUCGGGUUUUCGAGAGGGACGAUGGGAGAGCUCUCUCGCUUGGAUGGCAAGAGAAGCUGCUCAUAACUGCAUCUUCAUGGUGCUGCGUUUGA
Molecule: messenger RNA, 1413 nt
Organism: Salvia splendens (bonfire salvia)
Lineage: Eukaryota; Viridiplantae; Streptophyta; Magnoliopsida; Lamiales; Lamiaceae
Product: GRAS family protein RAM1
Exons: 1
Coding region: 1-1413 (470 amino acids)
Source: RefSeq, a predicted model, not a curated record